Fusarium falciforme is the source of this 1584-nucleotide messenger RNA. RefSeq names its product General substrate transporter. Gene Ontology annotation, molecular function: carbohydrate:proton symporter activity. Gene Ontology annotation, biological process: carbohydrate transport; transmembrane transport. The coding region runs from base 1 to 1584 and encodes 527 amino acids. The record is from RefSeq and is a predicted model, not a curated record. Gene Ontology annotation, cellular component: membrane. NCBI's taxonomy places the organism in Eukaryota, Fungi, Ascomycota, Sordariomycetes, Hypocreales, Nectriaceae. The transcript is spliced from 2 exons.
AUGAAGUCCAUCAAGCCCGUUCCGGUCAACGGUGGGACAGACGCGCGUGAGGCCGCGGCCCUCGCCAUACCACAGAGCUCCAUCGAUACCAAGCAUUGGUGGCGGUAUAAGAACUUGCGCAACCUAAAUCUUCUCAUUAUCUUCCCGUUGGUGUCAAUUUUUACGCUUGGCUUUGAUGGGUCCCUAAUGAAUGGUCUCCAAGCUGUGCAACAAUGGCGAGCAUAUUUCGGCGAACCCACGGGAGCGACUCUAGGGCUCUUUAACGGAGCCUACCCUAUCGGCGGGCUGAUUGUCAUCCCGUUGAUUUCCUCCGUCAGCGAUCGCUUCGGCCGCCGCGCUGGUAUUGCGACUGGGGCCUUCAUAUGUUGUAUAGGAGCAGCUCUGCAGGGCGCCGCUAAGAACGUCGCCAUGUUUGUGGUCGGUCGCGGUAUUAUCGGUGCGGGAAGUGUCUUGAUCAACGCGUCAGGAGCGCCUCUUAUCACCGAAAUAGCCCAUCCAAACCAUAGAACGACUGCGACGGCUCUCUUCCAGACUUCCUAUGCGCUUGGCUCGAUCGUUGCCGCCUGGACGACAUUUGGCACGUUCAGAAUCCACAGCAGUGCCUCGUGGCGUGUCCCUUGUGCCCUGCAGGGCUUGCCGUCGGUUAUUCAACUUAUCGGUCUCUGGUUUGUCCCAGAGAGCCCACGAUGGCUAGUCUCAAGAGGACGUGAUGAAGAUGCUCUGAAAAUGUUGGCGAAAUAUCACGCCGAAGGGGACGAGAGCGACGCUCUAGUCCAGUUCGAAUUCAACGAGAUUAGGGAGGCGCUGGCUCUGGAUGAAGCCAAUGAUUGGGGCAACAUCUUCCUCAACUACUGGGAAUUCAUGCGCACACCCGGCAAUCGCCUACGUUUUUUUAUCUUGACCUGGUGUGCGUGCAUCAGCCAGAUGUCCGGUAACGCCUUUAUCUCUUACUAUCUAUCACCCAUCUUGACGGCGGCUGGCCUGACCAGUAGCCUCCAACAAACGCUUAUCAAUGCAACCUCUCAGAUGCUUUCAUGGUUUUCUGCCCUAUAUUUUGCUACCCUUCCUGGCAAGGUGGGCAGACGCAAACUCUUUCUGUGGGCGCUUGCUUCUGUCUUUGUCUGCUUGAUUGCCAUCACGACCGGAAGCGCUAUCUUCGCCGAGAACCCCUCAAAUAAGUCUGCGGGCUACGCCGUCGUCGCCUUUAUCUACUUGUUUUCUCCGGCCUAUAACCUCGGUCUGAACGGAAACUUGGGCCUCUACAUCACGGAGAUUUUGCCUUAUAAUCUCCGUUUGAGAGGAAUGGCUGUUUUCCAGUUCUGGACGUUGGGCUUUAUCGCUCUCUCGACAUUUGCUAUUCCCGUAGGCCUUGAAGAUAUGGCUUGGAAAUUCUAUACCAUCUUCAUUGGAUGGGUCAUGGUUGAAUUUGCUAUGGUAUGGUGGCUGUAUCCGGAGACCAAGGGUCCUUCCCUUGAAGAGAUUUGCCAUAUCUUUGAUGGAGUUCCGGAACAGGAUGCUAUUGAUAUGGAAAAAGCUGGUGAAAAGAGGAGGAACCAACUGGAGACUGUUGAGCAUAUUAACUGA